Chenopodium quinoa (quinoa) is the source of this 429-nucleotide messenger RNA. RefSeq lists its product as uncharacterized. The coding region runs from base 1 to 429 and encodes 142 amino acids. The record is from RefSeq and is a predicted model, not a curated record. Lineage: Eukaryota; Viridiplantae; Streptophyta; Magnoliopsida; Caryophyllales; Amaranthaceae. The transcript has a single exon.
AUGGUCGAAUCCUCUAAGAUUCACCCUGCUACUGUCGUUACCAAUAUCAAGGCGUGUAUACCCAUAGUUCUUGAUUAUGAUGGCAAGCAGUAUAAUACCUGGUCUACUGUGUUUCAAUUGCAUUGCCGCGCAAAUUUGGUCCUCGAUCAUAUUAAACCCCCUGCUAAACCAGUUACCCAGGCCGACGGUAAGGAACCACCUCAAGUUAACAUGGACCUCUGGCAACGCCUUGAUGAUAUUGUGCGUGGAUGGAUUUAUAGCACAAUUUCUCUUGAUCUUCUCAAUUCCAUCAUUGAUUCGGAUGAUAAAGCGGUUGAUGCGUGGAAUCGAUUGGAAAUUUUUUUCAGGAAUAACAAGUCGGCUAGGGCUUUGCAACUUGAUGCCCAAUUCACAAACACUCGGUUGGAACAAUUUGAGGGUGUCCAUUGA